Rattus rattus (black rat) is the source of this 4402-nucleotide messenger RNA. RefSeq names its product SUMO specific peptidase 1 (gene Senp1). The record is from RefSeq and is a predicted model, not a curated record. Gene Ontology annotation, cellular component: nucleus. Lineage: Eukaryota; Metazoa; Chordata; Mammalia; Rodentia; Muridae. Gene Ontology annotation, molecular function: deSUMOylase activity. The transcript has 21 exons. Bases 564 to 2738 code for a protein of 724 amino acids. Gene Ontology annotation, biological process: protein desumoylation.
AACUGGGGGAGGGGUGAGGAUGGAGGGAGACUGGGCCGGGAGGCCGUGUCGGACCGGGCCCGCUGGCCUCCGCUGGGCUGAGCGGAAGAGAGGACCGCGGUGGGGACGGUGCCCUUUCUUCCGCCCCGCCCCUCGGGACCACCUCCAUUCCCCCCUGCUGUCCCGUGGCAGCUGUCUGGCCCGGGUCUGGUAGUUGGGCUUACUGAGGCCGCCCUUUCAGGCCUCCGUCUCCUGACCCGCGGAGAGGCCAUCUCCAUGCGGUCACAGCAGGGCCUUCUCUGCGCCCAACUCUACUUUUCCAAAGAGAAAAGGCCGGUUGGGAUUCCCGGAGUUUCCCGCCAGAGCAGGGUCCUCUGGAGGGAGAGCUGUUUUCAACGAGGAAGUUCAGCUUUCGCUCCCACCUGCUUCACCUCUCUUCUUCCUUGAAACCUGAAUGCUGCUUCUCGACUACUGUGUCUCACGUAAACAAUUCUCCAACUCUUUUACCCUGUGGUAUUUCCCUGGGAUGUGAUAGCGCUAGAGCCAUCACCAGAGAGAAACGUCUGGACCCUUCUGCACAGGUUAUGAGAAACCCCUUAACUGCCACAGUUUUCUUACCUGGCUCAUCGCCUCUUGGAUUUUGUAUCUUUACUACAGUCAGUGAUGUGAAAAGACCUGAAAUGGAGGACACUGCCGACGGGGUGAAGAUGGACGCUGGGGAGGUGACCUUAGUGAACCACAGCUCCGCCUUCAGAGCCCACCUCCUGCCACACUCAGGCUUUCCAGAGGACCAGCUUGCACUUUCUGACCAGCAGAUCCUGCCUUUCAGGCAGGGGACUCUACACCGAGCUUUCACGGGUUCUACAAGCAGUGCAGCCUAUAACCCAGACUAUCACUCAGGAUUCUUUGUCAGCAAGAUGAGAUCUCCUCCCCUAAAAAGACAUAACCCUUCCUCAGACAGUUUCCUUGGCUCAGGUGACAUAAGAACCUUUGGUCAAAGUGCAAAUGGACAAUGGAGAAACUCCACUCCAGCGUCAGGAUCAGCAUUACAAAAACCAAGAAAUAGCCGAAGUCUUUACCUCGAAACCCGGAAGACCUCAAGAUGUAGAAUCCUCUGGAACCGAGUUACAGACAGUUGUGGAUUGUCAAACACCUUUGUGGGCAAGUCCAAUCACCACUGCCAUGUGUCUGCCUAUGAAAAGUCAUUCCCCAUCAAGCCUGCCCCAAGUCCGUCCUGGAGUGGGUCGUGUCGGCGGAGUCUUUUAAGCCCCAAGAAAACUCAGAGGCGACAUUUCAGCACAGCAGAAGAGACAGUUCAAGAAGAAGAAAAGGAGAUCUACAGGCAGCUGCUGCAGAUGGUCACAGGGAAGCAGUUCUCCAUAGCCAAGCCCACCACACAUUUCCCUUUACAUCUGUCUCGGUGUCUUAGUUCCAAUAAGAACUCUUUGAAAGACUCACUGUUGAGAAACGGAAACUCUUGUGCAUCUCAUGUCAUUGGUUCUGAUACUUCGUCCUCUGGAUCUGCCAGCAUUUUAACUGCACAGGAACAGUUGUCCCACAGUGCACAUUCCCUGAUAUCUGGUACCCCAGAUGUUGCCUUUGGAUCCAAAGACUCCGCUCUUCACCAUCACCUCUCUGCACCUCAUCAGCCAGACAGUUUACCAGCAUCAAAUCCACAGUCUGAAGGGUCAGACUCUGUGAUUUUACUCAAAGUGAAAGAAUCUCAGACGCCAGCUUCCAGAUACCUCAGUCCAUUGAAGAGAAGUACUUGUCCCUACAUUAUUCCUUAUUCAGCAGUCACGGAUCUGCUCUCUAGCAGUCCUACUUUCUUCCAGGCAGAGCUUUGGAUCAAAGAAUUAACUAGUGUUUAUGACUCUCGAGCCCGGGAAAGACUGCGCCAGAUUGAAGAGCAGAAGGCGUUGGCACUACAGCUUCAAAACCAGAGACUGCAGGAGCAGGAGCAUGCAGUGCUUGAUUCCGUAGAGCUCCACCUUCGUGUUCCUCUGGAAAAGGAGGUCCCUGUCACAGCAGCCCAAGAAACCAGGAAAAAAAGUCACCAACUAACUGAUAGUGAAGACGAGUUCCCUGAAAUUACAGAGGAAAUGGAGAAAGAAAUAAAGAAUGUGUUUCGUAAUGGUAACCAGGAUGAAGUCCUCAGUGAGGCCUUCCGCUUGACCAUCACACGCAAAGACAUUCAGACUCUGAACCAUCUAAACUGGCUCAAUGACGAGAUCAUCAAUUUCUACAUGAAUAUGCUAAUGGAGCGCAGUAAAGAGAAGGGAUUUCCGAGUGUACAUGCCUUUAAUACCUUUUUCUUCACUAAACUCAAAGCAGCUGGUUAUCAGGCAGUGAAACGCUGGACAAAGAAAGUGGAUGUGUUUUCUGUUGACAUUCUCCUGGUGCCCAUUCACUUGGGUGUGCACUGGUGUCUGGCGGUUGUAGACUUUAGAAAGAAGAGUAUCACCUACUAUGAUUCUAUGGGUGGAGUAAACAAUGAGGCCUGCAGGAUCCUCUUGCAAUACCUAAAACAAGAAAGUGUCGACAAGAAAAGGAAAGAGUUGGAUACCAAUGGCUGGCAGCUCUUCAGCAAGAAAAGCCAGGAAAUCCCACAGCAGAUGAAUGGAAGUGACUGUGGAAUGUUUGCUUGCAAAUAUGCCGACUGCAUUACCAAAGACAGACCAAUCAACUUCACACAGCAACACAUGCCAUAUUUCCGGAAGCGAAUGGUCUGGGAGAUACUCCACCGGAAGCUCUUGUGAAGACUGUCUCAGUGAGCAGACACUGAGCGUGUGGGGGACCAGCCUUUGCCAUCGACAGCCAGAGAGCUUGGAGACAGCCGCUCCUAACCCCUGUUCUGUACAGCCCUUGGUCCUGGGCCAGACCAGGCAAGACGCACUCACAAGCACACCUGCCUUCCUUUUGUAUCUCAGAUACUAUUUUUGCAAAGAAACUCUGGUGCUGUGAAAGGGGUGAGGGACAUCCCUACUGAAGAGAGAGGCUGCUUUUCACUUCAGCUCUGCCGUCUUGUUUUCCAAGGGCUCCAGCCUCACUGAGUCCCUCAUUAGGAGUCCAAGGAAAACUGGGGAAGAAUCUUGGUUUCAUGUAAACUCUUGUUGCUAGACCUUACCGAGGAGUAGGAAAGGGCGUGGCAGCAGGUAGGAUACAACCACCAGCGCCGUGGUCAUACACGCAGUCCCUAGGAGGCAGGGUCACAAAUGGAACUGUGAACUGGACUCUGAGGCACACGCUUAAGUCCCCUCCUCCAGAGCCUUCCUAUUUAUGUGCCCUCCAUGAAACUGACUGCUUCUCCUCAAGGCUGUUUCCUCACUGGUCGAGUCAUCCCAUCCUGAGCACACUGCACAAGCCCCAGCAGACCCUAAAGCCUCGAGCAGGCCUUUCCUCACAGGCGGGGGUUGCAUGUUCGAGCAGGCCGUGCUGUGGGGAGAGCCACCCAGGAGUGUUGAGUGCAGCAGCCAGGGCCCAGCUUCACUGCUGCCUGCUGCUGACCAAGAAGGGGGACCUCAGUGGUCAGAGUCACAUGCCAGAGUUGGAUGAGUACAGGUCUAGGGUGUCUGUGGCUAGUUAGUUUAAAUAUGUUUCUAACCACAGAGAGUUUUAUAUACAUAUAUACCUAUAUGUGUGUAUACAUACAUAUAUAUACACACACAUAAAUGUGAAAUAUAUAUUUCACAGGGAUAUGCUUUUAAAAGAAAAAAAGACUGAAUGUGUUCACCAUUUAGUCUGUAGGUUUAUUUUCAUCUUUCAAACUCCAGCACACAGAGAUCCCAGCAAGCCCUGUUUAUGGGCAUUUGUAGAUUUCCUAAGAGUAUUUUGAGACCUGGAUGAAUCUGGUUUAGGAGUAAAGGUUAUCAAGGUAAAUGACAUUGCCAGCUGAAGAACGGGCGGAGCUUAGCUUGAUAAACUUGAGGUUUUUAAUCUGCUAUUUCCUUCGUUGUUUGUAGCACCUCUCCCACCCUCGCAGAGCUCCUGAGGUGAGAUGGGGAGGUGACGCAGUGCCAGUGUCGUUUUGUACUUAAGUUCCACUACAGGGACUUUUUCUACUUUGUGUAUGGUGACCGGUAGUUUUCUAUGCAGUCUUCUCCCCGCCGCCCCUGUGCCCAGCCCUUCCAGCACUGUGCUCUCUCCUUGGGCUUCAUUGGAAAUUUUACUCUGUUUUAUACCAAGCCUGUUUAGUACAUUUUUCUAUGUUUUACCACAAGUUACAAUUUGAAAACAGCAACUAUUUUUUUUACUACGCCAUUGUUAAAUGAGUGUUCGGUCUCCACUCCAGCAGCCUCCCUCCCUGCAUGUUGGGGGCUGGGGGCCUCUGUACCUUUGUGUUUCUCUCUCGCUGCUCCUUCCUCACUCCUCCUCCCUUUUUCUCUUGAUUUUCCAUAGGAAAUAAAUAGCUUUCUGUAUAUGA